Molecule: messenger RNA, 1766 nt
Organism: Bufo gargarizans (Asiatic toad)
Lineage: Eukaryota; Metazoa; Chordata; Amphibia; Anura; Bufonidae
Gene: P3H3
Product: prolyl 3-hydroxylase 3
Exons: 12
Coding region: 54-1766 (570 amino acids)
Biological process (GO): collagen metabolic process
Cellular component (GO): endoplasmic reticulum
Molecular function (GO): protein binding; procollagen-proline 3-dioxygenase activity
Source: RefSeq, a predicted model, not a curated record
GGAUGUGAUAUUUGGCAGGGCCUGUCCCUCCUGCUUCCCCGGAGCCCCCCAGCAUGCAGGCCCUUCUGCUGCUCCUCUGCCUGGGGCUGGCCCGCUCCCUCACCCUGCAGCCCCCCGAUGAGUUGCUCUGGGAUGGGGUCUCUCUCUUUUCCCGGGGACAGUGGUCGGACGCCCGGGAUAAACUUUGGGGGGCGCUGCGGAGCCUCCAGGAGGUGCGGGGAGUCCGGCUGAGAUGCGGGGAUCAAUGUGGGCUCCAAGGGGCCCAACUGGAGGAGGCGGUGAUGGAAAGGGCCGAGUGUCUGCUGAGCUGCGAGCGUCUGCAGAUGGGGGAGCCCUCCCGGUACCGGCUGACCCAGGACACGGAGAAGACCUUCCACAAGGGGGCGCCCUACAACUACCUGCAAGUGGCCCAUUACAGGCUGGAGGAAUUGGAUGAAGCGGCUGCAACUGCGUACACUUUCUAUAUGAGGAACCCCCAUCAUGAGCAGAUUCAGGGUGAUGUGACCCGCUAUCACUCCAUGAAGGGGAUUAAACAGCAGAGCUUCCGAGACCUGGAGGAGCCACCAUACAAGGCUUUGUAUGCCCAAGCAACAUCUCUGCUAUCUCAAGAGAGGACUACCACCGCAGUCUUGAGGCUGGAGGAGUCUCUGAGCUCCUUUCUGUCCACACUCCACGAUUGCCGGACCCUUUGUGAGGGAACACGGGAGCGUGAGAAUGAAGCACACCGUGACUUCUCUGAGGUCAUUGCAGAAUACUACACCCAAGUUUUGCAGUGUAAGCAGCAGUGCAUCGUAGGGGUAUCAUUGACUCCAGGACAGAAGAGCUCACAGCAAGAUGUCCUCAUUGCUCAUCUGCAGUUGCUUCAGCAGGGAUACGCUCAACUUGGAGACUGGGAGUCCGCCGCACAGAUCGCGCGGUCACUACUACUUUUCCAACCGAACAAUGAGACGGUUCUAGAAAGUCUACGCGGAUAUGAGCAGAAGGUGCAAAGCAAAAGUGAGAUGAGACCACGAGAGAAUAUCGCUUCAUACGUGCGCCAGGCGUUGUCGGAGAAGAAGUUGCUGUACUACGUCAUGGAGAACCUGGGCAUCGAUUUCCAAGAUCCGGAUCUUUGGACCCCGGAGGAAAUUAUUCCAGAGAGUCUCCGAGAACGAAUCAAGGCUGAGACAGUAGCUGCAGAGGAGGCCGGCGGACAGCUUCCCUACGAGGAGGUGACGGUCACUCUGACUCCAAAGCAAAUGAACGGGACAUCGAGAGUCACCCUGGACGGCGUCCUCACUGACGAGGAGUGUGAGGCCUUACUCGGGCUUGUGCAGGAAGCUGAAGCCUCUGGUGAAGCUUUGAAGAGAAGACGAUCGCCUCACACGUCUCACGAGCGCAUCCAGGGCCUGACCGUCCUGCAAGCCCUUCAGAUGGUCUCCUCAGGAUCGGUGGACCAAAACCGCGCUCAUUUUCUGUAUCACGCCACGGAGCGCGCUCGGAUUCUCACCCAGUCUUACUUUGAGACCAAGAUGCUACAUUUCUCGUAUUCUCAGCUUGUCUGCCGGUCGGCCAUUGAGGGCGAACAGGAGGGGCGCUCCGACCUCAGUCACCCCGUUCAUGCAGACAACUGUAUCCUGGACUCUGAGGAGAAGGAGUGCUGGCGAGAGCCCCCUGCGUACGUCCACAGAGACUAUAGGUGGGUGGCAGCAGAUCUGCAGAGUAGGAUCAUUAUGAUCUCGGCAGACCAACCAUUAAAAAUGCGAAAACCGUUUCCUAAUAUCUGA